AUGAAAAGUGAUUAUUUAUAGUUAUUUACAAAACAAUCUUCAAUUCCUAAUUCUGGAUUAGGAGUUUUUGCAAAAAAUGAUAUUUCCAAAGGAUAGAUACUAGUAGAAUAUAGAGGAAAAAGUAAAAUACAUCUUUAAACUAGUAAUUAAUGCUAAAUAUUCAUGGGCUCAAUGUUUUAUGCUUGAAGACAGAAUGUUAUAGAUAAAUGAAAAAUAUUCAGUUAUUGGACGUUCCUUAUCAUCUAGAUUUAAUGAUAUUGUUAGAUUUGGCCUUUUAACGCCUCAAGAAGAAUAAAACUUAAACUUUGGUAUUUUUCCUUUUCAUGAACAUUUAAAGCAUAAUGUUGAACUUUCAAUAAAGUAUGAUAAAGCGUUUUUAGUGGCUUCAAAGAAUGUUAAAGCAGGUGAAGAAUUGUUUUUUGAUUAUUCUUUUUCUUAUUGGAAAUCAUUUUAUGAUCAAAUGAAGGCAUAUAAGGGAGAAAAUUUUUUUGAAUAUUGGGAAUAACAAAAGCAAAAACCUACCCCCGAACAUUAUGUCAUUUGCGAUUCUGAUAUGUUAAAACUAUAAAUAAUUGAUGGAAAAGUAUACUCUAAGUCUACAAUACAAUGUGGAGAAAUAAUUACUGAGUGCAGAGGAAAAUAUUUUGAUACAGAAUAACCAGGAAGAAUAAAUCUUAAAUUAGAUAAUCUGUUCCUAAGAUUAAAUAGAUUAAAUAAUGCUAUACUUUAAAAUAAGGCUGAAUAAAAGGCUGAUUUAAAUGCAGAGUUAGUUCUUGAAGAUAAAAAGUUUUUUAUCAAAGCUUUGACUCUAAUUACUAAAGGCUAAGGUAUUUUUGUAGAAAAUAAUUUUUCAUAUUGA
Paramecium sonneborni is the source of this 859-nucleotide messenger RNA. The record is from the annotation of a GenBank genome assembly. NCBI's taxonomy places the organism in Eukaryota, Ciliophora, Oligohymenophorea, Peniculida, Parameciidae.